AUGGCGUAAGCACGAACGUUGCUGGCAGGAGUGGCGGGUCUUGUGGAGUAGUGUGUUUGGAGGAUUACUGGAGUGUUGAGGUUUGUGAAGUGGACAUUUUGAGGUAGGCAAUGACAUCUAAAGGAGUUGGUGCUGCAAUAUCACGACGGAGCUACAGACUGGAAACAGAGAAACCAAAGUCUACAGGGUUUGUAUGCGAUACAUUGCUGAGUGACUUCCUGUACCAUGUGUUCCCCAGUGCCACUGGAAGACAACCAGCAGCUGCAUUCAGGAAACCUCUGACUUUUCAGAACGUUGAUGAACACUUGGAAAAGCUUCUUGCAGAGGAAGACUAUGAAGAGAAUGAGAAAGAUGGGGCUGUGGAGGGACGUCUUGGUCCAUCUAUUGUUGUUCUUGAUCAUAACACAGGCUACGAAGGUCUCCUCCUUGUCGAUGAUGACCUACUUGGGGUUAUUGGACACAGUAACUUCAGUACCAUCAGGGCAACCACUUGUGUGUAUAAAGGGAAGUGGAGUUAUGAGGUCAUGAUCUCCUCACAGGGAUUGAUGCAGAUUGGCUGGUGUACUUUGAACUGCCGAUUUAAUCAGGAGGAGGGUGUUGGAGAUACUCCGGACUCUUACGCUUAUGAUGGGAACAGAGUUCGUAAAUGGAAUGUUACAACCACAAACUAUGGUCAGUCCUGGGCUGCAGGAGAUAUCGUCAGCUGUCUCAUUGAUCUGGAUGAAGGGAAGAUUUCCUUCUGCCUGAAUGGUGUUUCACUUGGAACUGCAUUUGACAACAUUAAGACUGGACCAGGAGUUGCAUAUUUCCCAGCUAUCAGCCUUUCUUUCAAAGAGUCUGUGGCUUUUAAUUUCGGCAGUCGACCCUUAAGAUACCCAGUUGAUGGUUAUAGGCCUCUCCAGGAUCCUCCAAAGUCAGAGAUUCUAAAAGCACAGAAAUUGCUAGGAUAUAUGAAAAAUGUUCUUCAGACUGGAAUUAAUGUGCAGGAAGGGAAGCUAAUGGAUAGAGACAUCUCGACCUGGCAGAUUCAAGGAGAACCAACUGUGCUUGUAACACUUGCACACAUCUUCAACCACUUUGCUCCUCUUAUGUGCAAUGUGUACUUGGUGGAAGAUGUUCUGAUGUCAUUCCUGCUUAGUAUCUUGGAAGGAGGGGGCUCUGUGGAUGAACAUCCUUUAAUUCUGCAGCUGCUUGAACUAAUGUGGCUUCUUAUGGAAGAUUAUGAAGUACACGAAUGUUUAAAGCAACUGAUGAUGUCACUUCUCCGAGCAUACCGUUUUUCUCCCAUUAUCCCUGAUUUAGGGUUACAGAUUCACUAUCUACGCCUUGCAAUUGCAAUCCUCAAGCAUGAAAAAUCCCGGAAGUACCUGUUGAACAAUGUCUUAUUUGAUGUUUUGCGCUCUGUUGUCUUCUUCUAUAUCAAGACGCCACUUCGUGUAGAGGAGGCAGGGUUACAGGAACUAAUCCCAACCACCUGGUGGCCAACAAGAUUUGACAAAGAGGGAAAGGAAAACAAAGAAACAAAAGAGGAGAGUGCAGAGGAGCGAUUGAGGCGGCGUGCUUAUGAAAGAGGCUGUUCACGACUUCGUAAACGCAUAGAAGUUGUUGAAGAUCUACAAGUUCAAAUUCUUAUGCUUUUACUGAAUAACAAGGACAAAGGAACGGGGGAAGCAUCACGAUACAUUUUCUUGAACAAAUUUCGGAAGUUUUUGCAAGAGAAUGCGAGCAACAGAGGGAACCCCACAAUUUUAUGCCCUCCAGAGUAUAUGGUAUGUUUCACACACCGUCUAAUCACAGCAGUGAGAAAAUACUGGGAUGAAUACAGGUCGAAAAAUACAUCCACACUUCCAAGUUCAGAUGCCUAUAUUCCUCCUCAGCUGUUCUACAAUGGCAAAGUGGAUUUCUUUGACCUUCAGCGACUAGGUGGCCUUCUCUCUCACCUGAAGAAAACUCUCAAAGAUGACCUGGAAACAAAAGCUAAUAUCAUAAUUGACCCUGCAGAAAUUCAGGCAGUCACCAUGGAUGAUCUGGAUGAGGAUGAUGAGUCAGUUACUGCACAGCAGAGAACAUUAGGCGCUCUUGCAACUGGAGGUUUACCGACCCGACCAAGCUGGCUCAGUUCCCCUACCCUAGGAAGAGCCAAUAGGUUUUUCAACACAGCUUCAGUCAGUUUAAUGAAUUCCAGGCGGAUCCUGGGAGCCCCAGAAAAGGUGAAAGCCCGCACACUGAGUUUGGAACAGAGAACUGAAGAGGACAUUGAAGGUACUAAUGGUAGUGAUGGGUUGCUGCUUGGUCGCCCCUCUGAUGAAUCAGAGCAGCCGAUUACAGAGAAGUCCCUUUUGGAAAUUGUGGAUGGAAUUAUAAUGAUGUACAACAUCAGUGUGCACCAACAGCUUGGAAAGAUGGUAGGUGUGUCUGACGAUGUUAAUGAAUAUGCUGUUGCCUUGAAGGACACAGAAGAAAAGCUGAAGAGAUGUCCACAAAGGAGGAAGGAUAUCAUGGAUGAGCUGCUUAAGAGUCAGAAAGUUUUCUCUGAGAAGCUAAACCACCUGAGCCGCCGUCUAGCCUGGAUCAAUGCCACUAUCUACUCUAAGGACAAGAUGCUUGAUGUUUAUUGGCUGCUACGAGUCUGUAUCCAAACCAUAGAGCAUGCUGACCGGACAGGCUCUCUCUUUGCUUUCACUCCAGAAUAUUACUUGAAUGUUGCCAUGAACAGUUACAGUGCCCUCAAGAACUACUUCAGCCCUGUCAAUAGCAUGGAAGAACUUCCAGGUUAUGAAGAGACACUAACACGCUUGGCUGCCAUUCUGGCAAAGCACUUUGCAGAUUCCAGAAUAGUGGGUACUGAUAUAAAAGACUCCUUAAUGCAGGCUCUUGCCAGUUAUGUCUGUUACCCUCAUUCCCUGCGAGCUGUGGAGAGAAUCCCUGAAGAAGAGAGGAUAGCUAUGAUGAGGAACCUACUUGCACCAUAUGAACAACGACCUUGGGCUCAAACUAACUGGAUCCUUGUGAGACUGUGGAGGGGCUGUGGGUUUGGUUACAGAUACACCCGUCUUCCGCACCUUUUGAAGACAAAACCAGAGGAUGCUAGUUUACCUAGCCUUCAAAAACCAUGCCCAUCUACUCUUCUCCAGAAGCACAUGUCAGACCUGUUGCAGAAGAAUCACGAAAUGGCAGCAAGUUUCCUCAACAGUGUUCUUAACCAGUUGAACUGGGCCUUCUCCGAGUUUAUUGGCAUGAUUCAAGAGAUUCAGCAGGCUGCAGAGCGCCCUGAACGCAACUUUGUGGACAGUCGUCAGCUGAAGGUCUGUGCAACUUGCUUUGAUCUGUCUGUGAGCUUACUUAGAGUCCUGGAAAUGACUAUUACCCUUGUUCCUGAGAUCUUCUUGGACUGGAACAGGCCUUCAGCAGAACUGCUACUCAGACGCUUGGCACAGCUGCUAAACCAGGUCUUAAACCGAGUGACAGCAGAAAGAAACUUGUUUGACAGAGUCGUUAACUUGCGUCUGCCUGGUUUAGAAAGUGUGGAUCACUAUCCUAUUCUUGUGGCUGUAACAGGAAUCCUUGUCCGAAUCUUGGUGGACACUGAGAAGCAGAGGAGAGAUCGUGCAACAUCUGUGCUUCUGACAGACCCUUGUUUCCAGCUCCGAUCUAUUCAGUACCUCCUUGGAGAGACAGAGCAUAGUGCAUCAAAAGCAGGUCAAACUGCAGCUGACAAAAAACACUUCUCCCUGCGAGCCUAUACUGAAUAUAUCAGUCUAGAGGAGCUGGCCAAGGUAGAGAAAAUGAGUGUGCUAUUGAUGGAAUCGUCAAAGCAGGCAGCUGCCACUGCGUUGCCAACUAGCGAAGAGGACCUGUGCCCCAUCUGUUAUGCUCAUCCAAUCUCUGCUGUCUUCAAACCUUGUUCACAUAAAUCCUGCAAGGCUUGCAUCAACCAGCACCUGAUGAACAACAAAGAAUGCUUCUUCUGCAAAGCAACAAUCACAGGAGUGGAAGAUUAUAACAAGCUAGCCACAUCCUAGCACCAAUAAGUCUAUUAUUCCUUGGCCAAGGGGUCACUACUUUUGUACUGUCCACUUUUCCACAGAAUUUAGGAAUCCUCUUUGGCUUGCCAUUGAUCAAAGCUGCAGUACUUUAUCCCUGGUGUAUUUUAGAAAUGUGUAAAGCAAAUGUGUGCCAUGUAAACUCAGGAAUUCUUUUCCUACAUCUUACUAAAUGGAAAUUGCAUCCUUGACAUAAAAAGUGUAAUGAAAACUAA
Molecule: messenger RNA, 4258 nt
Organism: Protopterus annectens (West African lungfish)
Lineage: Eukaryota; Metazoa; Chordata; Ceratodontiformes; Protopteridae
Gene: RNF123
Product: ring finger protein 123
Exons: 39
Coding region: 111-4022 (1303 amino acids)
Cellular component (GO): cytoplasm
Molecular function (GO): protein binding; ubiquitin-protein transferase activity
Source: RefSeq, a predicted model, not a curated record